This is a messenger RNA of Rubroshorea leprosula, 2166 nucleotides long. Lineage: Eukaryota; Viridiplantae; Streptophyta; Magnoliopsida; Malvales; Dipterocarpaceae. The record is from the annotation of a GenBank genome assembly.
CAAAAAUAAAAGUUCCGUCAAAGUCAAACACCCCUAAUUAUUAGGUUCAAAACCUCGAUCUAAAUACGACUUGUAGCUCUUCCAAAGCUACUCUCCUUUCCUCGCUCGCCUCUCAUUAGAAUUCAAAUUGUGUUUGCAAUCGUUUCUCUACGUCUGCACUUGCAUACAUAAUGGCUGAUGCCGUUAUCACCCUCCUCGUUAUCCCUGUUAUUGAGGAGGCACUCUCUAGAGUCGCUUCAACGCUCGGCAGAAGAAUCGGACAAUUCUUGAAUUCAGGGGAUUUGAAGGCGGAGCUGGAGAAGCUGCAGUGGAAGCUCAAAUUCAUAGAACCUGGCCUCAAAAAUGUAGAUCAAAUGCAAAGUGAUGAACGCAUAAGGGAUUGGCUGCAGAGGCUCCAAGAUGCCGUUGAUGAUCUGCGGAUUCUGCUGGAUGAGGAUGCAUAUGGAGUUCACCGGCAGAAAGGUCGGAUUCCAAGCCAAUUCAAGAAACAGGUGCACAAUUUCCUUUCCCCCUCCAAAUCCAUGGCUAGCAAAAUUAAGGAGAUUAAUGGGUCUUUCGAUGAAAUUUUAAAAUAUUUAGAUUGUAGUAGACUGAUAAAUCACAACCAAAAUCGUGAAGCUCCUAGGCGUGAAGCUGAUGAGAUUAAUGUUUUGCAAAGGGAUGGUGAUGUCUCUGAAAUUGAAAGUUUGCUGGAUGAGUUGAGCCAGAAACAUCGCCUCUCUGGCCUUUCCAUAGUUGGCAUGCCAGGUGUUGGAAAGACAACAGUAGCUAGAUCAAUAUGUGUGAGGGCAAUGGAAAUGCACCCCUCCAGUCUGGUAGCCUUGGUGCCGGUCGAUAAGGAUUUUAACGAAGAGAUGAUUUUAGGACAGAUGUUGAAAUCUCUUGAUAGCCAUGCUGGUGGAAUGACAGAUAUUGAUCCAAUACUUCAUCAUCUUAAACCAAUGUUAAAAAAUAAAAAAGUUCUUCUCAUCCUUGAUGGUGUAUGGAAUGAAAAAGAUGCUCAGGGGUUGAAAGAGAUCAUCUCUUGUCUGCCACAAAGGUUUGAAACUGCUAGGAUCUUUGUUGUCAUAACAACUAGUAAUAAAGAGGUAGCUUCACUAAUGAUGGACACAAUUCCUUGGCGCAAGUAUGAAUUGCAAAAGCUAUCAGAUGAAGACUGCUGGUUGAUAAUGGAGGAGAAUGUUCUCAGAUCGUCCAAUGGAACUCCAAUAGAAGAUCCACAGUUGUUGCUUAUUGGAAAAGAUAUUGCAAAACAGUGUGGGGAAGCAGAAGGCAUGGUCGUGUUUCCUUGCCUCGAGGAGUUGCAUAUUGAGCAUUGCCCCGAGCUCAAAACAUGGUGGCAAGAUGGAUCUGCAUAUCCAAAACUCUCUAUGCUAGGCAUACAAUCAUGUCCGAACUUGCAGGCUAUCCCAAUUGGGCUGUCGAACUUAACAUCUCUUGAUAUAAACAAUUGUCCCAAAUUAAUGGAGUAUGCUCAAGAAGGCAGCCACAAAUGGUCAUCCAUUCGCCACGCUCAUAGGAUCAGAAUCAAUGGGCAGAUUGUGCUAUCCCGAAGAUCUUGAUUUUUCAAAGUGCCCUUUUUGAGACAAUAGUGGAUAAGGAAGAUACAGAGGAUUGAAGAAAGGAAUAUAUGCCAUACGAACUUUAUUUUACUGAGACAAAGAAGAAAAGAAGUCUCUUCCUAUCAACUUCUGCUUCUCAUUGGCCUUAGGAACGAUCAAAAUAUUCAACUUUGAUGGAAUGGAAGGUUUGUUAGAAUUGGUUGAGAGACCUCUUCUUCUCCAGGAGCUGAGAACUGGGUUUUGCACUAAUUUGAUGCGUCUACUUCUGCCGGCCCAUGCACCCAAUGCCUCUACAACAAACUAACAAUCAAGGGCCUAGGUUCAUGAUUCUUAUGAUCGUUCCAAUCAGAGGAAAGAUGCACGUGAGGGAGCAUUGGUGAAUGGUCCAAUGUUUUCCUGAAUCCAAGAAUGACUGGUCUUGAGAAGGUGCAUGUCGUCCCUAAUUGAAGCGUCAGGGCAUGAACUUACUGAUGAUGGAGAUCUCUUCUAGCAUCUGGUUGUAGAAGUAAAAUCAAAUAUAUAUUUAUAUAUAUCCGAGCAAAAUGUUCCCACCCUGCCAUUCUAUGAUUUUAUCGGAGUUCAUAAAUAAAACUGGUGAGUUCUC